AGAGGCCCUGUUUGAUAACAUUGGAGCACAGUCUAUGCAUUGGAGACGCUGAGAGGAGACGAGGGCGGUUUAAGUCAGUUAGCUACUUCUCAAGUAGCCAGAAGAGGAUUAAAUCAGACAAAUAUAUCUAAAACAUCAACGUGUUUGGACAGCACAUCCCCCUGCCUCUGCAUCCAGUGCUUCUCCAGUGUUUGUGCUGUCAGGGUGAUGUCAGCAGCCUGUCUCACGCGUCUGGCAAGGUGCGGUGGGCCCCAUGCAGGUCGCAGUGGGCUUUUACAAAUGGCCCUAGUCCCACUUUCAUUCCAGCAAGACAGCCACCUCCAGUUCACUAUCUUCCGAAGACAUCUUUACAGCCCUUCAGGAAGACGACACAGCAACACACGCUUUGAUCCCGACAGCAGCGGCCGCCCCACCACUUGGGAUUCAUUUGGCAUCUGGGACAAUCGUAUCGAUGAGCCCAUCCUGCUGCCCUCUAGUAUUCGCUACGGCAAACCCAUUCCUAAGGUCAGUCUAUCUAAGGUUGGCUGCGCCUCGCUCAUUGGUCAACGCAAGGAGAACGAAGACCGCUUCCAGGUCUCCCAAAUGACUGACAAUAUCCUCUACUUCGCUGUUUUUGAUGGGCACGGUGGACCAGACGCAGCUGACUUCUGUGACAAAUACAUGGAGAAAUUCAUCAAGGACCUUGUGACAGAGGAGGACAAUCUGGAACUAGUUUUAACUAAAGCCUUCCUUGAAGUAGACAAAGCUCUUGCAAAGCACUUACACUUCUCUCCAAACGGCUUUGAAGCCUUGGAUUUCCCAACUGACAUGACCCGAGCACAUUUGGUCAGAGUACCUGGGAUGAACGCAGGAAGCACCGCCACUGUGGCGCUUUUGAGGGACGGCAUUGAGCUGGUGGUGGGCAGUGUGGGUGACAGCCGUGCCAUGCUGUGUCGCAAGGGCAAGGCCCUAAAACUCACUGUCGACCACACUCCUGAGAGGAAGGACGAGAAAGAGAGGAUAAAGAGAAGCGGAGGUUUCAUUACCUGGAAUAGUCUGGGACAGCCAAACGUCAACGGCAGGUUGGCUAUGACGCGCAGCAUCGGAGACUUUGACUUGAAGAACAUGGGUGUCAUUGCUGAGCCUGAGACCAAGAGAAUAUCGUUGACCCAUGUCCAUGACUCCUUCCUGGCACUGACCACAGACGGCAUUAACUUCAUUAUGAACAGCCAGGAGAUCUGUAAUGUCAUCAACCAGUGCCAUGAUCCCAAAGAGGCAGCACAGAGAAUAUCUGACCAGGCUCUUCAGUAUGGAACAGAAGACAAUAGCACAAUUAUUGUCGUGCCCUUCGGUGCUUGGGGGAAGCAUAAAAGUUCAGACACAAGUUUCUCCUUCAGCCGAAGUAUUGUGUCCAGCGGGCGCUGGGCGUAGAUGGCAGGAUGUUGGAUGAAAAGGUGUGGUCGGUGGACCUUAUUAAUGUGUGCAAUACAAUCGAACAAUGGUGUCCUUGUGAAAACAUUAUAAAGGGUGAGGUUGGCCCAAACAAUAAUACCAGAGGGUUACAAGAUGUUAUUUAGAGUAGCAUGAUAUUUAUUCGCCCCUGAAAUAAGAGGCGGUGAAUACAUGAUGUGCACUAAAUGAAAAACAUCCUCUUUAUACAAGGUUUUAUCCACUAGCAAACCAAUGACCUUGUAGGUGCUAAAAGCUGAGAAGUUUCUGAUUGGCAGGCAGAAAUUCAAAACGUGAGCUGUCACAUAGCAAAACGUGUAGCCUUCUCUACAUGAGCUAAGAUUUUAAGGCUAGUAUUCCCAACUGUCUGCCAUUCAGAUAUUUUCUUUUAUCUAUUUAGCUGUUCAUAAGCACCCAAUUUUGCACUUUUUUUUAUUUUCAAGGUGAAAUUAACUUGGUUUCAUUUUUAAAAACAGUGAUUUUAUUAGCUGUUUUAAAGUCAGCAGUCUUUUAUUUUGGACAGUUUCUCAGUGUUGUUGUUGGACCAUAUGCAUAGAAGAAAGUGGGAAAAUAUGAUAAUUAAACCGCAUUAAUUGAACCCUUGAGAAUACAAAAUCUACUUUGAUAAUCAUAGAACCUCAUGACUUUUGAACAACUUGAGUACAAGUGUCAUGAGAAAAAAUAAGUCAGUUUCCUUUUUAUCUUGUAUAUGUUAAAGCAUCCAAAUUGGACCAUACAGAAAACUGAACAGUUUUGAAAAUUCUUAGUUUGUUUCAUGGAACGAUCGCUCUUCUAAACAUUUCUCCAUUUCUAAGAAUUUCUCAAACAAGGUUCUACACUUCUUGUUUUCAUCAUACUUUUAAAAAGUACUACAGCGCCACUGAAAAUCAUUGAUGCCUAAUUGCACAAUCUUGAGGGUCAAAGAUAAAUCAACAAAACCCUGAAUGUUCUUUGACCUGGUGUGCUAGCGGGCUGUGUGAGUGGAGCUGUUUAAAUGAACAGCACUUCAGUGGCUGAACCUGACAUUUAUAAUAAUAUGAUAUUCAUGUUUAUUGCAAUAUAAACAUAUAAGCUCAAGCUUGUGUUAAGUGUUAAUAUCUGUACUGUUUUGAGACAGGUCUUAUUAGGGCACUAAGAUGUGUUCAGGGUACAGAAAUGUACAGUUUAUGUAGUGUGAAUAAGUCUAUUUAUGUACAUCUGGAAAACAAUAGUUCUCUGUUACAUUUACUUAAUUACUCGGCUGAAGAGAAUCUCAUAUCAGAAUAUUUCACACACGCUGGACUUAAGCUUGUGUUGUGUAACUCUGUUAGUCAGUAAUUCCUAAUUUCCACCGUGUAUGUCACUCAAAGAGCAAAGCACACUUAAUGCAACACUAAAGAAUUGUUCAGCUAAGAGCCAUGUAUGACAAUGUGAAUGUUUGCUUAAAUGCCCUCCAUGACUAAAAAGAUAAUCAAACCAUGUAGGGUAUAGGAGUAAUUAAGCUGUGCAAGUCUUGGCUAACGUAAUGUGACGUCAUUUAUGGAAGACUUAGAGGUGCAGUUUGUAGAAUUUAGUGGCAUUUAGCGGAACGGAUUUUGCAGAAAUGGAAUAUAAUAUUAUAUGUAAGUGUGGUUUAAUUGGUGUAUAAUUGCCUGAAAAUAAGUAUCAUUGUGUUUUCGUUAACUCAAAAUGAACCCUUUAUAUCUACAUAUAGAUAUAUCUUCCACAGAGACGGCCAUGUUGCACCACCAUGUUUCUACAGUAGCCCAGAAUGGCCAAAGCAAACACUGGCUCUAAAGAGGGCCUUUUGCGUUUUUCACGAGUUUUGGGGCCACUGUAGCUUCUCCUAUAGUACAUGCUUGGAAUUCAGUUGGUUGCAAUCUGCAGUCUCACUGCUAGAGGUCACUAAAUCUUACACACUGGCCCUUUAAACCAUGAUCGACUGUUCAGUUUUUGUUCAUUGUUGGUAUGAUCUUUUGUUCUGUGGUUAUUGAAGCUAGACAAAUGCAACACCUCAUAUUUAUCUGCAUACUUCUUCUCUAUCUGUGAAACUUACAAAUGUUUUUCCUCAAACACCAUUUAUAAAUGUUUUGUAAAUAAGUAAAUUUUUCCCUCAUUCACUUUUUGAAAAAUAAUCUUGAUUUUAUUAUGAGGACUUUGUCUUUAUACAUAACACGUCCUGCUUACAAGCCUUCUCAUCUGUUCAAGUUAUCUAUCACAGUGUAUUCAAUUUUUCUUAACUGUAUUUUGUUUUACUGUCAAAUAUCAAAUAUAAUCACUGUAGCAGUGGACCUGUACCUGGGACCUUAAUGUGACUGUGUCAACAACACUGUUAGUACUGUAUUUUUGGUCUAAAUGGCUUGUGACACUUCAAUUAAAAAAAACUGUACAUCAAAA
Thunnus maccoyii (southern bluefin tuna) is the source of this 3804-nucleotide messenger RNA. It is a transcript of the gene ppm1kb, whose product is annotated as protein phosphatase, Mg2+/Mn2+ dependent 1Kb. The record is from RefSeq and is a predicted model, not a curated record. The transcript is spliced from 8 exons. Gene Ontology annotation, biological process: protein dephosphorylation. Gene Ontology annotation, molecular function: cation binding; protein serine/threonine phosphatase activity. Bases 208 to 1410 code for a protein of 400 amino acids. Lineage: Eukaryota; Metazoa; Chordata; Actinopteri; Scombriformes; Scombridae.